Messenger RNA from [Torrubiella] hemipterigena, 1633 nucleotides. The record is from the annotation of a GenBank genome assembly. Lineage: Eukaryota; Fungi; Ascomycota; Sordariomycetes; Hypocreales; Clavicipitaceae.
AUUCACCAUGGGCGGCAUAGUUUCAACUAUGAAGGACGGAGCGAAUGCCCUUGUCUCUGGCGCACGACUUUUGACAUCCCUUAAUACGCGAUACCAGAAUCUCUUCAAGAGAAUCAAUUCGGAGCCUCCAUUGCCUCUCCCCAACCCCACCCAGCCGUAUUGGCUUGACGACGCGCCAUUCCCAGAGCUCAAUGAGUGCAAGGAUCCAUUGCCCAAUGAAGCAGAUCUUGUUAUUAUUGGGAGUGGAAUAACCGCAUCGGCAGCGGCAAAGACAAUCCUUGAGCUCAAACCCAAAGAGUUCAAGGUGCUCGUUCUGGAGGCAAGAGAGAUAUGCAGCGGCGCCACGGGUAGAAACGGCGGACACAUAAAGUCUGAUCCAUACCGAGACUUUAUUGACCACCGUAAGACGCUUGGAUCAGACGAAGAAGCAUGUCAAGUUGUGCGUUUCCUGAUGAAGCACCUCCCUACAUUCAAGGAGUUUGCCGACACGUUUCCGCAGGCUCAGAUUCGAGAGGUGGAAACGGUCGACUUCUUCAUGGUGGAAAAGGAUUUUGAGCUAGCGAAAAAGGACGUCGCAAUUACUCAAAAAGCCCUGCCAGAAAUUGAGAUGCGCAUCUGGGAUAGAGAGGAGACGCGUGCAAAGUAUGAUGCAAAUGAGUUGGUGGUUGGAGCGGUCUCGUACAAGGCUGGCGCCAUGUGGCCGUUCCGAUUCGUCACAAGUCUAUGGAAGCAGCUCCUAGACAAGUACGACAACUUGACGCUAAUGUCACAUACACCAGCCCUGGCUGUGCGAAACAUAGGCGCGGCCUAUGAAGUAGAGACGCCCAAAGGCACCAUCAAGGCGACGCACGUUUUGCACGCUACCAAUGGUUGGGCUGGACGUCUAUUACCGGAAUUGCGCCCAUGUCUUACGGGAUUACGGGGACACAUGAGUGCUCAAAAACCCGGAGAUAACUUCCCGGGCACAAACGGGCAAAGAUCGUGGUCUAUGAUCUAUCUUCCUGGGUUUGACUACGUCACUCAACUCCCUGACAACGAGGAUGGGACUCAUGGCGAUGUCAUGAUGGGUGGUGGAUUCUUCAGAAGUGUUGAGGAGGGAAUCGAUAAUAUUGGAAUAUGGGACGACACCACCAAAGACGCCAUGACCAUGGUGCAUGUUCAUGGAAUAAUGCCGACACUGUUUGAACCGAAAUGGGGCAUUGGCGGCGGCCUUCGAAAGGCCUGGUCAGGCAUCAUGGGAUAUACCGGCGACUUUAGACCCUUUGUGGAUCGUGUUCCAGAGAAAGGAAACAAGAAUAAAAAUGGUAAAGGCCACCAGUGGAUUGCUGCUGGGUUUAAUGGCCACGGCAUGGUGUGGUCAUGGCUGAGUGGUACGGCUAUUGGCAUCAUGAUUGCUGGAAAAGAAGAGGAUGUUCUUGAGAAGAGCAUGGGAAGACCAGCAGGCAAAUUGGAUGACUGGUUCCCGAGGAAAGCGGUGUCCUUUGAUGACAAGAGGCUCAAGGCGGCAAAUUUGAAGAACUUGGCUGGUGAAAUGUAAACUGAGGGCAAAGUGAGCAGCCACUGAUUUGCCACCCCCAUCUCUAUUUCUACCCCAGUGUGUGCUGAAAAUUAAUCAAUAUAAAGUAACUACCUA